CCUCCUUUACCUAUUGACUAUUGAGUUGUGCGUUCACCACGUCAAAGAAACCAUCACCAACACCCAUAAUAAUCGGCACCAAUAUCCACUUUUUUUUCUCUUCAGUUUUCCUUCAUUUUCACAUCCUAAAUCACUAAUCUUUCCUUCAAAGCUAGUUACUUUACCAUCUGGGUACCUCUUAAUUUUGACAAAUCUUGAUGGGUUUGAACAAUAAUCAUCAAGAUGUUGGAAACAGACACCCAUCAUCACUUCUUUCUAGAGGCCGUUCAUGGGGCACCACCGCUUCUGCUCAAUCUGUUUCCACUAGUGGCAGUGUUGGCUCACCUUCUACCGCUGCUUACAAGUUGAAUCAUCUUGAUAUUCAUGCUGAUGAUGCUGGAUCUCAAGGGGCUGUUAGUAAUAUAAAGAAGAAACGGGCUCCACGUGCAACUGGAGGGGAUAAAAAUGGUAGAGGUCUCAGACAGUUCAGCUUGAAAGUGUGCGAGAAGGUUGAAAGCAAGGGAAGAACUACUUAUAAUGAGGUUGCCGAUGAACUUGUAGCUGAAUUUGGAGACCCCGGAAACGGUGUUCAAGCUACUGACCAGCAACAAUAUGACGAGAAAAACAUUCGUCGAAGGGUAUAUGAUGCAUUAAACGUUCUCAUGGCUAUGGACAUUAUCUCUAAAGAUAAAAAGGAAAUACAUUGGAGGGGUCUACCUCAAUCGAACUUCAACAAUAUUGAAGAGCUAAAGAAGAAUCGGCUUGCGUUGCAGAGUAGAUUCGAGAAGAAGUCAGCUUAUUUACGAGAGCUAGAAGAUCAAUAUGUAGGUCUUCAGAAUCUGAUACAGCGGAAUGAACAGUUAUACAGCGCUGGUGAUGUUCCAACAGGUGGUGUGGCUUUGCCUUUUAUACUGGUGCAGACUCGCCCUCACGCCACAGUCGAGGUGGAAAUUUCAGAAGAUAUGCAACUGGUUCAUUUCGACUUCAACAGCACCCCUUUCGAGAUACAUGAUGAUAAUCAUGUUCUCAAGGCAAUGAAGUUAUGCGCUCAAUCAAAAGGCGGCGGCGACACGCCAAACAAUACGCCCAUGGACGCUGGUGCAUGCUCGACCCCAUCACCGACACUACAUCCCCAAUCUACUCUCGCUUCGACCACCAUACCGUCGUCACCUAGACCUUCAACCUCACCGCCCCUUCCUGGUAUACUCAAGGCGCGUGUUAAGCACGAGCAUUAGUUCCUUCUUGCUCCAUACAAUUUUCGCCAUGUGGCGUGUAACGUUUAAAGUGCGCCACAGUUGUAUAUUGAUGGCUCGAUGCGUUUUGCUACAUAGCAAACUCAAAUGCACCAGGCCUGUUUAUGGGCUUCUGACUAAACCCCUUUUUGACAGUUGUAGGAUUAAGGGUAUUUUUUCAACCACUAAUAUUAAUUAGUUAUUUUUAAAAUUUUUGAUCAACUAUUUGAAGCAUGUCAUUGGGUAUUGUGGAAGGUGAUGUAGAUGUUCUUGAUUUAGUUCAACAUCAACAGCCCAAUGUAAAACAUUUUCAUAUUUUGGAAACAUUUAUGAUGCUGUUUUGUCAGGGAUUA
This is a messenger RNA of Helianthus annuus (common sunflower), 1564 nucleotides long. Its product is annotated as transcription factor-like protein DPB. Gene Ontology annotation, molecular function: RNA polymerase II transcription regulatory region sequence-specific DNA binding; DNA-binding transcription factor activity, RNA polymerase II-specific. Gene Ontology annotation, biological process: regulation of cell cycle; regulation of transcription by RNA polymerase II. The coding region runs from base 198 to 1214 and encodes 338 amino acids. The transcript has 9 exons. The record is from RefSeq and is a predicted model, not a curated record. Gene Ontology annotation, cellular component: nucleus; transcription regulator complex. Lineage: Eukaryota; Viridiplantae; Streptophyta; Magnoliopsida; Asterales; Asteraceae.